Oppiella nova is the source of this 454-nucleotide messenger RNA. The record is from the annotation of a GenBank genome assembly. Lineage: Eukaryota; Metazoa; Arthropoda; Arachnida; Sarcoptiformes; Oppiidae.
AACUUCUCACGAGUCCGAGUCUAUGAUCUAAAAACUAAGCCUAAAUCAAAUGGUGUUUUACUUCAAAUAGUAACUUUAUCCAUUCAAUAUUGGAUUUAUCUUCGAUCACAAACAAGACAAUAAACAAAUGGAUAGUAACAUGAGAAGGGUGUCCGUGGUAUGCAUACUAGUAUUAUUCCUAUUGGUGGACGUCAUGGGCAGUCCGUUAUCGUUGGAUCCCUGUCCGGACAACGGUAUGCGAAAACCGCCCCGAUUUGGCAAACGUGACCCCAAUGUGGACCCCUGUGUGAGAGGACCUGUCCGGAGGAAUAUCCGCGAAGACAAAUCAAUGGUGAGGCCCAUGAGAUACACGCUGAUGGACGCCAUCAUCGAGCGAUUAAAAAGUCAAUUGAGUGCUGAUUAUAAUGAAACCUAAGACUUAAUACUUAUAUUAUAAUAUAAUAUAUUAUAUAAC